GUCUCAAAAAUCCAAGAUAUGAUUCGUCAAAUUCAAGAAAACAUCGGUCGUAUAGACGACCUUCACGCCCGCUCUUUAGGUACAAUUAAGGAAGAGGAGGAAUCUAAACAAAAACUGGAGGGAUAUACAUCCAAUACAAAACAACUGCUCGUUCAGGUGAAGGACAAAAUUAGAAAAUUAGAAUCCCUGAAUUUAGGUUUACCGCCCACCUCGGGGGAUCUGGAAGUUCGUAAGGCACAAACGGCGAACCUUCGGCAAAAGUUCUUGGAAACCUUGCAAAGCUAUCAAAACAUCGAGUAUCAGAACCGACAGAAGUUCAGGGCAAGAAUGGAAAGACAAUAUAAGAUUG
Acaulospora morrowiae is the source of this 349-nucleotide messenger RNA. The record is from the annotation of a GenBank genome assembly. Lineage: Eukaryota; Fungi; Glomeromycota; Glomeromycetes; Diversisporales; Acaulosporaceae.